ACAGAGAAAAGAAAGUAGGGCAGACAUAAGACAUAAGUUUAAAGUAAAAAGAAGUAGUGAUUAGUGAAGUAGACCAAAACAGCACAAUUACGUGGACACCAGUGUUUUAACUUAGAGAAUUUGGACAACCAGCCUACUGUAUAUUUUUAAAACUUCUAAAUAGCCUAGAGGAGCUUUUUUGACUAGGCUUCAAAAUGCCUGUAAGCGAAGGAAGGCAACCAAACUACGAUGACUUGAACGAUCCAGUUAUGAAUAUAAAAGGAGGACUGCAUGUGCAAGAAUUGUUAGCCAAUCGUAAAACUGAGUUUGAGAUUAAGCCUGAUGAAGAUCUAGAAGAUCAGGAAUGGACUUCUCCUGAAUCUUGUUUUGAUUUUGAGAAAAUCCAAAACACUAUAAAUUUGGACAUGAUUGAUGUUGAAGAUACAGAAGAUGGUACACCAUUUGAUAAGUUCCGUAGAAAAAUGGUGGACAUUAGGGAAGACGGAAAAGUGAAAAAAUUUGUAGUUAAACGUGGAGUGGGUCCCCAAGUGCCUCCCAACGCUGUAGUCUAUGUGAGGUAUCAAGCAUACGUUGAGUAUUCGGAGGUCCCGUUUGAUAGCACAUUGUGGCAGGCUGGAGGAGAGAAAGACGAUCCUAUUCCCUUUGACUUCUCCAAAACUCAAAUGUUGCCGGGGCUACAGGAGGCAAUCCUUACCAUGCAGAAGGGGGAGAAAGCUGAAGUACUCAUACACCCGGACUUGGCCUUCGGAAAGUUGGGGUGUCCUCCUCGUAUCCCUCCCGAUGCAACUGUCUUGUUUAUUGUGGAACUCCACAGAUUCAUAGAUUGUGGAGACGUAGUCGAGAACCAAGAUGAACUUGAUAUGUAUGAACGAAGGGCAUUCAAAAAUACCAAGGAGAUUGCCAACAAGCAUCACUUGCUUGGUAAUGAUUUGUUCAACAAUGGCAACUACAGGGCUGCCGUUGAUAAAUACCGUCAAGCAAUCAACGUGAUGCAUAAUACAAGAUUGGCAGACGAUGUGGAGGAAGAAGAAAGAAAUACUCGUUUGAUACAGUAUUACAAAAACGCUUGCCUAUGCUACAAAAAUCUAAAAAAUUACAAGCGUAUUUGUGUAUUGGUCGCAGACGCUAUCAACGUUGAUAAAAGCAAGGUGUUCUCUGAAUUCAAACUGCUCUACUUUUGGGGGUAUGCGAAAAUGAUGCUUGGAGAGUAUGGGGCUGCCAAAGAUCAUCUGCUGAGAGCUCAGCGGCUGCGGCCACAGGAGACGGCUAUUUCUCAGGCACUGAAAGAUCUUGAGGCGAAGAAAAUUCAUGCUAUGGAGGAAGAGAAAUUAAUGAUGCGUAGAGCGUUUGGAAACAUGGCUCCUUCUACUGUGAAAAUAACCGAAGUGGAUGACAGUGAGGCACAGUUCCGGGACACAGUCAGGGAGGAGUUGAAGUGUUUUGCCGAUGAUUCUUCACGAAAGGAUAUUUUCAAGAGAGACCAGCAGUUUACCGGUGAAGAAGAAAGAGUUUAUCUGGACGAAGCGAAAGCUUUGGGGCUGUACGCAAGAAUUGUUGACAGUGUUAGAAGAGUCAUCCACAUCACAAAACCGGCCGACUACAAAGAUUAGUCUGAAUACCAGCUCUAUAACAAAGAAAGCCCUGACAAUGUAAACUAAAUUAAAACACAUGGACGUUACAUAGAGCACAAGGGUCUAGGAUUUUUUUAGGAUAGUAGGCUUAUUAAUAUUUGAAUGGAAAAGAGUCCAAAUUGGCCUGAAUCUCUUCGCAACUCAUACCUUCCCGAGUUAAACAUUCUGUCAGUAGCUGUGAAAUAUUCCAAUGUUUUGUGUUUCCUAUGCAAUUUUAGACUCUUUUCCACUCAGUUAAGCAUGCUAUCCUCACAAAAAUCCUAAAUACAGACACAAUGCUCGAUAAAAAAAAAAUUCAAAUUGUCAAUGAAAUUACAUUUACAACACAUUGGGGAAUAACAAGAGUUGAUUAUGUUUAGUUUCAAGUAUUGGCACAACAAAUUUGUUUCCUCAGUAAAAUCAUUAUACUCUAGCUCAUGUGUUUCUAAAUUAAUCGAAUUUAUUCGUCAAUAACUUAAUUAAUUAAAACAACCAAGUAAAUACCUCACAUCUUUAGGCUAUUCUAUGAUUAAAAUGUAUAUUAGAGGAUGACAAAAUCAAAGUUGAAAACAAUUUCACUUUUUUGUGGCGUAGUUAAAAAAUCUUUAUAUUUAUUAUUAAAAAACUAACCAAACCUAACCUAAACCUCUUUGUAAUAACAAAAGGAUUUUGAUUGAUAAGGUUUCUUUUGGAUUUUAAGGGUUUUGGUUCUAUCACUUAAUGUAAAUCUGAGUCCAAACUUUUUUCAAAGGCUUAAGCUGAGUUUUUGGCUUUCUGUAAUAGUUAUAUAACUGGUAUGGACCUAAGUAAUUUUAAAUGACAAGUGAUGUCUACUCAAGUUGUUUUUUGCCUUAGAAUGUUAAAAACUUGAUACUUUUUUGAACGUAGGCUAAUUGACUUUGGUUCACAAGUUUUAUAUUUUAUUAUGUUAAGAGAAUUUUUUAUUUUCAUGUUUGUUAAUUUGUUAUGUAAGAGAAAUAAAUGUAAAUACAUUUUCUCUUUCCAAAACCGA
Messenger RNA from Macrosteles quadrilineatus (aster leafhopper), 2622 nucleotides. Its product is annotated as inactive peptidyl-prolyl cis-trans isomerase FKBP6-like. The transcript has 9 exons. Bases 195 to 1610 code for a protein of 471 amino acids. Gene Ontology annotation, molecular function: protein binding; peptidyl-prolyl cis-trans isomerase activity. The record is from RefSeq and is a predicted model, not a curated record. NCBI's taxonomy places the organism in Eukaryota, Metazoa, Arthropoda, Insecta, Hemiptera, Cicadellidae.